Molecule: messenger RNA, 2029 nt
Organism: Salvia splendens (bonfire salvia)
Lineage: Eukaryota; Viridiplantae; Streptophyta; Magnoliopsida; Lamiales; Lamiaceae
Product: acid beta-fructofuranosidase 2, vacuolar
Exons: 7
Coding region: 145-1959 (604 amino acids)
Biological process (GO): carbohydrate metabolic process
Molecular function (GO): hydrolase activity, hydrolyzing O-glycosyl compounds
Source: RefSeq, a predicted model, not a curated record
UCUGUCCCCAAUCCAUCUUUCUAUCCCAACGAUGAGCUAUCACAUGUGACCGUCGAAGCUCCCUCCGCCCCGUUGCUCGUCCGCCGCCCCUCCAAGGAUCGGGAGGAGCUCCGGCGCCAGCCGUGCACGGUGAUCCUCCUGUGUAUGGUAGGGCUGUUGGGCGUCGGAUUGUUUCUUGUGGUCAGAUCAUCGACACGUGGCUAUGAUGAAAGCCCGAAGCCGGCCCCCGCGGCGCCGGGCGGGCGAGGGGUGAGGGAAGGUGUGUCGGCCAAGAGUGGACCAAAGUUGGGCCCCGCGUAUCCAUGGACUUCUAAGUUGUUGGCAUGGCAAAGAACUGCCUACCAUUUUCAGCCUAAGAAGAAUUGGAUGAAUGAUCCAAAUGGUCCAUUGUUCUACAAGGGAUGGUACCAUUUCUUCUACCAAUACAAUCCAUACGGCGCCGUAUGGGGUAACAUUGUUUGGGGCCACGCAGUUUCAUCCGAUCUCAUAAACUGGCGCCACCUCCCCAUCGCCAUGGUCCCGGAUCAAUGGUACGAUAUCAAUGGCGUUUGGACCGGGUCCGCCACCUUCCUCGAUAAUGACAAAUUGAUCAUGCUCUACACGGGGGCGACCAAUGAGUCGGUCCAGGUCCAAUGUCUCGCGUACCCCGCAGACUCGUCCGACCCCUUCCUCAUCGACUGGGUCAAGUACUCAGGCAACCCGGUCCUGGUCCCGCCACCUGGCAUUGACAUUAAGGACUUCCGGGACCCCACCACCGCCUGGAAGACCGCAGAAGGAAAGUGGCGCAUCGCUAUUGGCUCUAAGACUAAAAAGACCGGCAUGGCAUUGGUCUACGAGACCAAGGACUUUGCAAGAUACGAGCUCCUUCAUGACGUGCUCCACGCAGUGCCCCGUACAGGCAUGUGGGAGUGCGUUGACUUUUACCCGAUUUCCACCACCGAGGAAAGAGGACUUGACACGUCGGUCACCGGCCCUAAAGUGAAGCACGUAGUCAAAACUAGCCUCGAUGAUGAUAGAAAUGACUAUUAUGCCAUUGGAACUUAUGAUACCAAGGAUGGAACUUGGUCGCCCGAAAAUCCUAAAUUCGAUGCCGGUAUCGGACUGAGGUACGAUUAUGGAAUUUUCUACGCAUCGAAGACGUUUUACGAUCAAGAUAAAGAGAGGAGAGUUUUGUGGGGUUGGAUCAAAGAAACGGAUAGUGAAGAGGCCGACAUAAAGAAGGGUUGGGCUUCACUUCAGGCCAUUCCAAGGACAGUUGUAUACGACAUGAAAACAGGCACCAACCUCUUGCAAUGGCCGGUGAAGGAGGUCGAGACGCUGCGGGUGGACAAGAAGGUUUUCGACAUGGAGGCCAACGCAGGUGUUGUCGUACCCCUCGACGUGGGCCCCACGUCUCAGCUAGACAUCGUGGCAGAGUUCGAAAUAGACGAGGAGGCCAUGAAGCGAGCAGAUGGCAGCAGCAAUGAGUAUGAAUGCUCCAGGAGCGGCGGUGCAGCCUCGAGAGGCGCAUUAGGACCAUUUGGCUUGUUGGUUCUCGCUAAUCAAGGCCUAACUGAACUCUCUCCUAUUUAUUUCUACAUCUACAAGAAUGAAAAGGGAAACUUCCAGACAUUCUUCUGUGCUGAUCACUCAAGGUCGUCUGAGGCAACUGAUGUGAGCAAAGCAAUCUAUGGAAGCACUGUCCCUGUACUUGAAGGCGAAAAAUUGUCUAUGAGAAUCAUGAUUGAUCAUUCGAUUGUUGAGAGCUUCGCGCAAGGGGGGAGAACGUGCAUCACGUCGCGCGUGUAUCCAACGAAAGCUUUGGGCAACGAUGCGCAGAUUAUGCUGUUUAACAAUGCUACUGAUGUGAAUAUAACUGCUUCGUUGCAGAUAUGGCAGAUGGGAUCUUCUGCGUUCAGAAACACUGCCGUUUUUUGCGUGCAUGCGCUUGUUGUUUUCGUCGUUUCGAUUAUUUUGUAGGUGGUUUUGAGUAUUUUUUUUUGUUAGCUCCUUUGGUGGAGAGAAAAUUUAUGCAAAAAUAUGAACUUGA